AUGGGCGACGCCGGCUCCCCUCUUUCUCCUUCUCCGCCCAAGAAGACCCCCCAAGAAACUGUUCCAGGAAUCCCUCUAACGCGCUCUAGCGGAUUAACACUAAUCCUCCACACACCUAAAGGUUUUGCUGAUGGAGGAGGGGUUAGUAAUUGGCCUUAUGUACCCCCCAAGGAAAACAUAAAUGGAAUUGCGAAACCACCGACACCGACGACGACCCAAGCUAUUGUUCUCGGACUAGGUAGCAUCUUCAAUCAUUCAACUUUAUACCCAAAUGUUGGAUGGGAAAGAGAUAUCGAACAUCUCCUCAUGACCUACACUGCAAUAAGGGAUAUCAAAGAAGGAGAGGAAUUAUGUAUCUCAUAUGGAUCACGGUUGACAUUUGAAGAUAUUGACACUGAGGCAGAGGCACUGAAGGAAGUGGGGGAUGAGAACGAGUUACUAAGUGUAAUUGAGUUGAUUGAUUAA
This is a messenger RNA of Sclerotinia borealis F-4128, 465 nucleotides long. NCBI's taxonomy places the organism in Eukaryota, Fungi, Ascomycota, Leotiomycetes, Helotiales, Sclerotiniaceae. The record is from the annotation of a GenBank genome assembly.